Molecule: messenger RNA, 489 nt
Organism: Scutellospora calospora
Lineage: Eukaryota; Fungi; Glomeromycota; Glomeromycetes; Diversisporales; Gigasporaceae
Source: the annotation of a GenBank genome assembly
AUGAAGAUGAUACAACUAGAAUAUCUAGAGUUGCUAGACAUACUUACUGAAGAACAAACUACGAAAGCCUAUGAAAUGAUAGAUGAGACCAUGAAAAACCUUAUCGAAAAAGAACAAUCCAAAAAUGAAGAAAACAAAGAUGAAAUAUACUCCGUGCAUCUAAAAGACACCAAACUCGAUGAAUUUGGUUAUGAAGCUGAUAACGAAGAUGAUAAUGCUGACCCUGGCAAAGUUGAUAUGGGAGGAACUAACGAAGAAGAAAGAGAAAUGGAUGAACUUACUGCUCGUAUAACCCAGGUAUCCAAAAUAAAAACCGAAACUCCAGAAGGAAAAGAUGUAGAAAGUAAAUCUAGAAUUAAAAGGAAAAAAGAAUUAAAGUCAGAGCAAGACAACACAGCUUGGAUUACAAACAAGAAGACAUUAGAGAAAUUCUUCUGGCACUUACCCUUGACUAAAUCUAAUUUCAAGAUAUUUGACCCUGACGGAUAA